GCGAGGGGGCAGGGCUGGGCCGGGCCGGGGUUGGCGGCGGCUGCGCAGCUCUGCGGGGGUUGUGUCCGGGUGGCUCCGCGGUCUCAGCGGAGAGAGGCGGCGGGGUGCGGGAGUCCGUGACUUCCAGCCGGCGACUGGGCCGCAGCGUGUCAGCGGCGACGAGGGAAGGACGGUGAGGACGGUCCCUGUUCCCGCGCCCGAUUUCCUUUCUGGAUGUUUCUUCAACUGCUUGUGACGAAUGGGAAAUAUAUUUCAAGUUGUAAUGGAUUUUAGACAACAUCAGAACGAAAGCUGGCCUAGUAGCAGCAUUUCUGCCUGAAGAGGAUAAGCACCAUUACAAAUAAUCAUGACAACUUCUCAUAUGAACGGACAUAUCACAGAAGAUUCUGACAAUGAAGGGAAAAAUGUGGACCUUGCAUCUCUUGAAGAACCUCAGAAGCACAGAGAAAUGGCUGUUGAUUGCCCUGGGGAGUUGGGCUCCAGGAUGAUGCCCAUACGGCGAAGCGCUCAGCUUGAGCGAAUCCGUCAGCAGCAGGAGGACAUAAGGCGCAGGCGGGAAGAAGAGGGAAAGAAGCAAGAACUGGACCUUACUGCUUCCAUGAGGCUAAAGAAACUAGCACAAAUUCCUCCUAAAACUGGAAUAGAUAAUCCAAUAUUUGACACAGAGGAAGGAAUUGUUUUGGAGAGUCCCCAUUAUACUGUGAAGACAGUAGAAGUGGAAGAACUGUUAACUUCUCUUAAGCAUAUCCAGCACGUUUUGGUAGACCCUCAGAGCCAAGAGGAUAUCUCUCUCAUUUUACAGCUUGUUCAAAAUAAUGAUUUUCAGAGUGCAUUUAAGAUACACAAUGCUGUUACAGUGCACAUGAACAAGGCCAGCCCUCCAUAUCCUCUCAUCUCCAAUGCACAGGAGCUGGCACAGGAGGUGCAGAAUGUUUUGAAACCCAGUCACCAUAAGGAUGGGCAGGAGCUUAAUGCUUUGCUAAAUGCCCCUCACAUGCAGGCCCUUUUACUGGCUCACGAUAAGGUUGCAGAACAAGAAAUGCAACCGGAGCCCAUGACAGAUGAAAAAAUUUAUGAGAACGUCGGUGUGUAUGGAGGGGAGACAGUUAAAAUAGUUCGCAUCGAGAAGGCUCGAGAUAUUCCUUUGGGUGCUACUGUUCGCAAUGAAAUGGAUUCUGUUAUCAUCAGUCGAAUAGUGAAAGGGGGUGCAGCAGAGAAGAGUGGGCUGCUACAUGAAGGGGAUGAAGUUCUGGAGAUUAAUGGCAUUGAGAUUCGUGGCAAAGAUGUUAAUGAAGUUUUUGACUUGUUGGCUGACAUGCAUGGUACUCUGACCUUUGUACUGAUUCCCAGUCAGCAGAGCAAGCCACCUCCUGCAAAGGAGACAGUUAUACACGUGAAAGCACAUUUUGACUAUGAUCCCUCUGACGACCCUUACGUCCCCUGCCGAGAGUUAGGUCUAUCCUUCCAAAAAGGAGAUAUACUCCAUGUGAUCAGCCAAGAAGAUCCAAACUGGUGGCAGGCUUACAGAGAUGGAGAUGAAGAUAAUCAGCCAUUGGCAGGACUUAUCCCUGGAAAAAGUUUUCAGCAACAAAGAGAAGCAAUGAAGCAAACCAUAGAAGAAGACAAGGAGCCAGAAAAAUCAGGAAAACUCUGGUGUGCAAAGAAAAACAAGAAGAAACGGAAAAAGGUGCUAUACAAUGCAAAUAAAAAUGAUGAUUAUGAUAAUGAGGAAAUUUUGACCUACGAGGAAAUGUCACUCUAUCAUCAACCAGCAAACAGGAAACGUCCCAUUGUUCUGAUAGGCCCACAGAACUGUGGCCAGAACGAGCUGCGGCAGCGACUGAUGAACAAUGAAGUGGAUCGCUUCGCCUCGGCGGUUCCCCAUACUACUCGGAGCAGACGAGAGACAGAGGUGGCUGGCAGGGAUUACCAUUUCAUUUCCCGACAGGCAUUUGAGACUGACAUUGCUGCAGGGAAGUUCAUUGAAUAUGGAGAGUUUGAAAAGAACCUCUAUGGUACUAGCAUAGACUCUGUGCGACAAGUAAUCAACUCUGGCAAGAUUUGCCUUUUAAAUCUUCACACCCAGUCAUUGAAGACACUACGUAAUUCUGACUUGAAGCCAUAUAUUAUAUUUGUUGCACCACCUUCACAAGAGAGAUUACGUGCUUUAUUGGCCAAAGAAGGGAAAAACCCAAAGCCAGAAGAGCUGAGGGAAAUCAUAGAGAAGACAAGGGAGAUGGAACAGAACAAUGGCCACUACUUUGAUACAGCAAUUGUGAAUUCUGAUCUUGAUAAGGCAUAUCAAGAGUUACUUCGGUUAAUAAACAAACUUGACACAGAACCCCAGUGGGUGCCCUCUACCUGGCUGCGAUGAGAGCACAACUGCAAGGGACAAAUGGACUUCAACCUAGCAGUCUGUCCAAGGAGAUUGUGUGUAGAUCUGCCCAGUUCUAAUAUAAAUGUGUGUGAGCUCUAGACCUCAGUGGCUGUAUCCUUUGCCAGGGAAAAUGCCUAUUAUUGAAAAAAUACACUGAUCAGCUUGUGAGAUGAUGAAUCUGAUCAGAAGAUUGUCCAAGUUUUCUUUCACUGUGGUCUAGAAAUGGAGAUCUUGUUAGUACUAAGUUCUAAAGCUUUAGAUUUUUCUAGCAACUACUUUUAUACAUAAAUCUACCUUUUUUACCUAGAAUCACCCUUACAAAAAUCAAAGAUUUUAAGUAUGUGUGUGUGUGUAUAUACAGUCCAUGCUGUCACAUAGUUAUAAAUAUGAAUGUUAUUUAACACUUAACUUAAUGACUUUGUGGGACAUGAUGAUAGUUCAGGAGUAUAAUUCUACAAAUCAUUGGGCAGAAGUAAUCUACACAUGAAAAAUAUUAAUGAGAAAUGUUUCCUGUUCAAACAAUACCCAGAAUGAAGAUGCCUCUCUGGUCUGGAUUGAGCUAAUACUCUUAGUUCUUAAACAUUCCACUUUCUAAUAGCACUGUAAUUGGAAAUUGUGUAUAAUGUAUAUAUUUCAAUGCUUGUGUCUUUUUAGUCAAACUUUUUAAAUCAGAUUUGACUGCACAUUAAUCUUAGGUCCCAAUCAAAGAUUAAUAUUAUAUUGAUCUUUUAGAUGUGAUAUUUUUAUGGAAUUUUCUUUUAAACAUAUUGACUGAUUGGAGCCACUGUUUUCCACAGAUCUGUAGAGAUAUUUAGAGAAGAAGAGGUCUUAUUUUUGUGAAAAAAUACAUAGUUAUAAGACAUGCUGCUUGAAAGUCAACUUUAGUUCUCAUGUUUUAUAACAGAAUACUGACUAAAAUAGACUGAUUUGUUGAACUUUGGAAUAUAGUGGGGUUUUAACCUCUGCAAGUGGUUCAAAUUGUGGCUGUUUGAAUGGAUAGCUGACUGGAAUUAAAAUAGCUGAAUGUAGCUACUGUCUCAUGUGUUGCAAUCACUAGAAACAUUGUCCUACGUUUGCUCAGUACUGCAGUGAGAGGAUGUGUAGAACACUGGCAACUGACUGAGAAGUCACAGGAAAUGGGAAUAUUUUUAAUGGUUAAAACAAACCAAACACUUGAAAAAAAUGAACAGAAGGUAAGGCUCUCUGUAUUCUAGUGUGUCCUGCAAAGCAGAUGGGAACCUCUCUGUGCCCUCAAAUGAUUCUGAGCUGUGAAGGCUUCACUACUGAGGCAUCUGCAGUGAGGCUGUUCUGCCACUGAAGGUAACUGAACAGCAGCAUCUUGGCUGUUUGGGUUUUCAGUAGCACAAAGAAACUUGACUGUGAAUCUCGCUUAAUUUUAGCCAUAGGAUUUCUUAGUUCCUGCAGGUAAAGCACUGGGUUUAAGUCAAUGUAUAGUUCACUCUCAUCUAAUGUUGAAGGAUGAAAAGGUAGUUGAUUUUUUCUCGUUCUGUGUUCUGUAUAUUCUUUCUUCAAAUGGAGCAAAUUCAUACCCAUAAAACAGCUCAAAAUAUAAAGCAGAUACAAAGAAGCUGUCAGAUAACAUAGUUAUUCAGCUAAUGUUCAAUAUGUUUUUGUAUUGAAAAACUGAAGUAGAGAGUGCAUUCCUUUCUUAUUAGGAAGCAGAAUUAUUUGCUGGUUUAAUUAGUAUUUAGAGCCAAAAAGCAACUAAGCAAUUAGUGGGGAUAAGUAAUAAGUCUUCAGAAAGAAAGGGGUUGGAAAUUUUAGUUUAUGUAGCUCAAGUCAGAGUUAGCUGUUGUCUUAAGGGAUGGAUAUUCAAAACAGUGGCUCUUUGCCUCACAUUGCAGUCACAUCCUCAGUUUAAUCCAUAGUUUAAAACAACUAAAAUGCUCAGGUAUAUUGGAUAGUCAGUGUUUCAUAGACAAAAUGUCAUACCAAUUCUAUUCAUUUUCAAGAAAGAUUAUUUGAGAUGUAUUAGGCUUUUUGACAAUGACUUUCACAGCUGGGCAAGAAGUUGGAAAGCAGUAAAAUGUGUUUAAGGGUAAUGCAGCUCAGCUGUGUAGGAACUGUCCAAAUUCUUGUAGUCACAAUCAGAUCAAGAUUGUGUUGUUGACACACGCCCCCCCCCCUUAGGUAUUCAGUGUUCAUAGGCAGUGUUGGUCAGUCAGACCAUUAAUAUAUUUGACUCACGGUGUACAGAAGCUGUUUUCAUACAAAUAAGCUUCUGAAUGUAGACUUAAAAAGUUCAGCCUGAAGUUCAGCUCUAUUCUCUUAAUUCCCAAGGCACACAGUACUUGCUGACAACCAUACAGAGAGGUGCUAUGAUAAUUUAUAACCAAUGUUAGCUUCAUCUCUAGCUGAAAGGCUGGGGCAGCACUGAGAAAUGUACCUGCCUGUACCUCUGCUGCCAGCAUGGACUUGGAAAUACCUUGUGUUAGAAUUUAUUCUGCCUUUAAUGAAGAUUGUGUAUAUCAGUUGCCUUGAGAGUAACAGAGAAUAAUACCAACUUCACUGGUGAACCUCUUCAGCCUCAUUGCAGGCUUUGUACUGAGCUGUAGCAGACUGAAAUGAGGGUAUCUGCUUUUUUACCAGUCCAGAUGUCAUUAAGAGCAACUGUUAGCUGAAGAAAAGAACUCUUCCUGUAGAAGACUUUUUGAAUGUUAUUAUAUGUGACUUUUUAAAAUAAGAGCUGGGCGGUUUAAUGCCUUAAAUAAUUAAGGUAAUUUUACUGAGACCUGUGGUUAGCCCCAAGUUGUACUUUUAUACAUGUAUCAUCUAUUUUGAGACAUCAUGAACUGCACACUAAUGUAAAAAUGUAAAAUAUUUCUAGAUUUAAAAUAAAUUACUGUACAAU
This is a messenger RNA of Calypte anna (Anna's hummingbird), 5249 nucleotides long. It is a transcript of the gene PALS1, whose product is annotated as membrane palmitoylated protein 5. The transcript is spliced from 14 exons. The record is from RefSeq and is a predicted model, not a curated record. Lineage: Eukaryota; Metazoa; Chordata; Aves; Apodiformes; Trochilidae. Bases 347 to 2374 code for a protein of 675 amino acids. Gene Ontology annotation, biological process: establishment or maintenance of epithelial cell apical/basal polarity; morphogenesis of an epithelial sheet; generation of neurons. Gene Ontology annotation, molecular function: protein binding. Gene Ontology annotation, cellular component: adherens junction; plasma membrane.